Amborella trichopoda is the source of this 1759-nucleotide messenger RNA. RefSeq lists its product as uncharacterized. The record is from RefSeq and is a predicted model, not a curated record. Gene Ontology annotation, cellular component: membrane. NCBI's taxonomy places the organism in Eukaryota, Viridiplantae, Streptophyta, Magnoliopsida, Amborellales, Amborellaceae.
AUCAGAGACAUGGAGCAUCUCUGACAUGUAUCUCGUUUUUAAGGUGCAGAGAAAAGCUCAGAAAAACCCUAGAUCUUUUACGCCCUCGGUUCCCUCUGUUCUUUCCCCACCAUUCACUGUAAAAAACUCUCAAUUCAUCAGGGGUUACUGAAUGGUUCCUUGAUUCUUCAGGGACCUCUUUAAUGGCGUCUCCUACAUCUAGAUGGAGUGGAAGCUUUAGAGACGCUAAUUCUGGGGUUUGCAUCGAAUGCAGGCUCAGGAGUUUGGGUCACCGUUUUAGGAACUCCAUUUUCUAUAGAAGUUCAGGAAAAGGUUUUGUAGAGGGGAUUGAGCAUCCUCUCACUUCUUUUUCAUUGAAUUUUGGUUCUUUGAAGACCAGAGCCGCCAUUGAAAGGGGAAAAGCUUCUUACUCGAGUGAGGAUUCAGGGCAUGGGGAUAAGAGGGGUAGAGAAGAAGGGGGAUCAGAAUUAGGGCAAAAGAGGAAGCUGGUUUCUCGAUGGAGAAAGAUAAGGUCUGAUAUUUUUAAGGGAAGGAACCUAUGGAAGAGGAUUUUCUUUGCUUCGAAGAAGGUUCGGAGCAUUAUAAUUCUCAAUGUUCUCUCUGUCAUAUAUGCAAGUGAUAUCUCUGUGGUGAAAGAAGUGGAAGCCAUCACGGAUCCAGCUCUAUUUACAUUUGUAAGAUUCGUUGGUUCAGCCAUUCCUUUCAUUCCAUUCAUUGUCCAAGCACGCAGGGAUGGUCGCACUUGUGCAGCUGGAAUGGAGUUAGGCUUCUGGGUCAGCUUGGGAUACCUUGCACAGACAAUUGGACUGCUCACAUCUGACGCCGGACGAGCUUCCUUUCUUUCUUCAUUCACAGUUAUCAUUGUACCCUUUCUAGAUGGUCUUUUAGGAGCUAAAGUUCCCAAACUCACAUGGUUUGGAGCUGUUGUAUCUCUCAUCGGGAUUGGUCUUCUCGAGUCCAGUGGCUCACCUCCUAAUGUUGGAGACUUGCUGAACUUCAUGAGUGCUAUUUUCUUUGGGGUCCAUAUGCUAAGAACUGAACAUUUCUCAAGAACCACGAAGAAAGAAAAAUAUUUAGCGCUUCUUGGUUAUGAGGUUGCUGUUGUAGCAUUGUUUUCAAUGAUAUGGUACUUUCCAAGAAUUGGGUUGUUUCACCUGCAUCAAAUGGACUGGACAUCUUGGGUAUGGACAGGCAUUUGGGAUAAAUUUCUUUCCUUCCCAUGGAUCCCUGCACUUUAUACAGGAAUGUUUUCAACUGGCUUAUGCCUGUGGGCAGAGAUGGCUGCCAUGCGUGACAUAUCAGCAACAGAAACUGCCAUUAUCUAUGGAUUAGAGCCUGUUUGGGGUGCUGCUUUUGCAUGGUUCCUGCUUGAUGAGAGGUGGGGUGCUACAGGAUGGAUAGGAGCUGUUCUGAUAUUGGGUGGAAGCUUAGCGGUCCAGUUAUGCCCAGAAAAGCCAAUAAAAGAAGAAGAAAUUGACACCCUACUUGAGAGCUUUGAUUCACUGGAUGGAGGAAGGGGCAUGUCUCCCUCAAAGAUCUAUGUUAGCUCGAGAAAGAAGGUGACCAAGUUCGAGGAAUAGGUCUAUCAUUUGUAUAUUAGUUUCUUGUAAAUUAUUAUCCUUUCUCAUUGCUAUCAUAAAGUGGGAAUCAGAAGUGAAACCUUGUUGUUGGGAUGAAUAGCUCCCUGAUACUUGGUUAUGGCAACCAAUCCCCUACAUGUAAAUUCAUGUCUAUAAUGUAUAGCUCUUUGUUUCCAUCA